Molecule: messenger RNA, 1291 nt
Organism: Xenopus tropicalis (tropical clawed frog)
Lineage: Eukaryota; Metazoa; Chordata; Amphibia; Anura; Pipidae
Gene: ctdnep1
Product: CTD nuclear envelope phosphatase 1
Exons: 8
Coding region: 305-1030 (241 amino acids)
Cellular component (GO): perinuclear region of cytoplasm; membrane
Molecular function (GO): protein serine/threonine phosphatase activity; phosphatase activity
Source: RefSeq, a predicted model, not a curated record
ACAACGUUAGCCGAAUACCGCCUGAAUUGGAAGCUGUAGCGCAUGCGUGUGGACGCGGCGAGUUCUCUCGCAUGUGCAGCAGUUGAGGCGCUUUAGUGAGGCAUGUGCGCAGGCGCAGCAGAGUGACACGGUCCGGAAGUGACGCGGAGCCCCGCUAUGGCGGCUGUCAGAGGGCCCCGCAGCGCCUCCCAGAGCGGAAUGGGAGUGUAACCGGCUCCUUAGCCGCCACUUCCUCCCAGCGUGUAACGGAGCCUGCUCCUCUCUCCCCCGCUGCCCUGCCCGGCCCUAGCACCGGAUUCCCGGGAUGAUGCGGACUCCAGGGCUCCUUGGCCUCAGGGGCUUCGUGGCCUUUGCAGCCAAACUGUGGAGCUUCGUCCUCUACCUGCUCCGCCGGCAGAUCAUACAGUACCAGACGGUGAGAUACGACGUUCUGCCGCUCUCUCCGGCUUCCCGCAACCGCCUCAGUCAGGUGAAACGGAAAGUUCUAGUUCUAGAUUUAGAUGAGACCCUGAUCCAUUCUCAUCACGAUGGGGUUCUGCGCCCGACGGUCCGACCCGGGACCCCCCCAGAUUUUAUACUUAAGGUUGUUAUAGAUAAACAUCCGGUGCGAUUCUUUGUACAUAAACGGCCGCACGUGGAUUUCUUCCUGGAGGUGGUGAGCCAGUGGUACGAGCUGGUGGUAUUUACAGCCAGCAUGGAGAUCUACGGCUCCGCUGUGGCCGACAAGUUAGAUAACAACAGGGGCGUGCUGCGGAGGCGUUUCUACAGACAGCACUGUACGUUGGAGCUGGGCAGUUACAUUAAGGACCUGUCAGUGGUGCACAGCGACCUGUCUAGUGUGGUCAUUCUGGAUAACUCCCCCGGAGCCUACAGGAGCCACCCAGAUAACGCGAUUCCCAUAAAGUCGUGGUUCAGUGACCCCAGCGACACGGCCCUAUUGAAUCUGCUGCCAAUGUUGGACGCUCUCAGGUUCACAGCCGACGUCCGGUCCGUUCUAAGCCGCAAUCUCCACCAGCACCGACUGUGGUGACAGUGACCCCCGCUCACCCCUCUCCUGAAUAUCCCCUGCCCCCCCCCCGGUGCAUUUACAGACAGAGACUGUACCCCUCAGCGAGGAAGGAGGAUACGGAGCGCCCUCUUUCUACCUCUCGGACACUUUACGGGGAGGGUGACAUGGACUCUAAGAUGCCCCUUCUGCCCCUUUUUUUCAGGGGUUGGGGGUGCGUGGGGGGAAGGAGGGGCUGGUUUUUAAUUGUAGACUUUCUUGUAUAAAGAGAAUUAUUUCAAGUUA